Messenger RNA from Meyerozyma guilliermondii ATCC 6260, 867 nucleotides. RefSeq names its product ubiquinol--cytochrome-c reductase catalytic subunit (gene CYT1). NCBI's taxonomy places the organism in Eukaryota, Fungi, Ascomycota, Pichiomycetes, Serinales, Debaryomycetaceae. The transcript has a single exon. Gene Ontology annotation, biological process: mitochondrial electron transport, ubiquinol to cytochrome c. Bases 1 to 867 code for a protein of 288 amino acids. Gene Ontology annotation, molecular function: heme binding; electron transfer activity. The record is from RefSeq and is a predicted model, not a curated record.
AUGUUUAGAGCCUCAACAAAAGCUGCCAAUCCAUUGCUCCACAAGGUAGUGGCUGGUGCGGUAGGUGUCACAGGCUUGUCUGCCUCCUAUUUGUUGUAUCAGGACUCCAUUACCGCUUCUGCCAUGACUGCCGCUGAACACGGAUUGCACCCACCAGCAUACGGAUGGUCACAUAACGGCAUGUUUAGCACCUUUGACCACGCGUCGAUCAGAAGAGGGUUCCAGGUGUACCAGGAGGUGUGUGCUGCAUGCCAUUCGUUGGAAAGAAUUGCUUGGAGAAACUUGGUAGGAGUAUGUAAAACUACAUCGGAAGCCAAGGCCAUGUGUGAAGACUUGGAGUACGAUGAUGAACCUGAUGACGAGGGAAAGCCACAAAAGAGACCUGGUAAGUUGGCUGAUUAUCUUCCUUCGCCAUACGAGAAUGAACAGGCUGCUAGAGCUGCCAAUCAAGGUGCUCUUCCACCUGAUUUGUCGUUGAUUGUUAAGGCCAGACACGGAGGUUGUGAUUACAUCUUCUCGUUGUUGACCGGAUAUCCUGAGGAACCACCAGCAGGUGUGACGUUGCAACCAGGUACCAAUUACAACCCAUACUUCCCUGGUGGAGCUCUUGGAAUGGCCAGAGUUUUGUUUGAUGAUUUGGUGGAGUACGAGGAUGGAACUCCUGCCACCACUUCCCAGAUGGCCAAGGACGUUACCACGUUCUUGAAUUGGGCCGCUGAACCUGAGCACGAUGAUAGAAAGAAGUGGGGUCUUAAAGCUUUGAUUGUGACUUCAGGAUUGUUUGUGCUUUCCAUAUGGGUUAAGAGAUUCAAAUGGCAACCAAUCAAGAACAGAAAGAUCAAAUUCGAACCUCCAAAGAAGCACUAG